Molecule: messenger RNA, 3923 nt
Organism: Tripterygium wilfordii
Lineage: Eukaryota; Viridiplantae; Streptophyta; Magnoliopsida; Celastrales; Celastraceae
Product: DNA mismatch repair protein MSH1, mitochondrial
Exons: 22
Coding region: 219-3653 (1144 amino acids)
Biological process (GO): mismatch repair
Cellular component (GO): nucleus
Molecular function (GO): ATP binding; ATP-dependent DNA damage sensor activity; mismatched DNA binding
Source: RefSeq, a predicted model, not a curated record
AAACCUUGAUGAUCAGACAUCGUCUCUGCCCCUAAAAAAACAAAAGGCACUGUUACAGUGUUUAGUGGAAAACUUCUUCGCUGUUCCUUUCUGGCGGGAAGAGCAACCCUACAGACCAGAGACAAAAGAACAGAACAAUCUCGAAUCCCUAGAAACCCUAUAAUCAAGCUUUACUCCAUUUGCUUGGGUAAUCCGCUCAUCCGAAGAGUGUUGAUGCCAUGUACUGGUUGGCCACCCGGAACGUCGUCGUUUCAUUCCCCAAAUGGCGCUCCCUUGCCUUCCUGCUUCGCCGCCCUGCGAGCAGAUACUGUUCCUUUACCCCCUCGCCGCUUCAAUUACAGUUGGAGAGGAUCCGUUGUUUCAGGGACCAUAAGGUUUUGAAAGAGACCACUAGAAGUGCCAAGAAACAAAAAGCAUGGAAAAGUGUUUUAAAUGACAAGGAUCUUUCAAACAUAGAAUGGUGGAAGGAGAGGCUGCAGAUAUGCCGGAAGCCUUCUACUGUCCAGCUGGUUAAAAAGAUAUCAUAUUCCAAUUUGCUGGGCUUGGAUGUCAACUUGAAAAAUGGAAAACUAAAGGAAGGAAAUCUUAAUUGGGAAAUGUUACAAUUCAAGUCAAAGUUUCCACGGGAAGUAUUGCUUUGCCGAGUUGGGGAGUUUUAUGAAGCCAUUGGAAUGGAUGCUUGCAUUCUUGUUGAAUAUGCCGGUUUAAAUCCUUUCGGUGGGUUGCGCUCAGAUAGCGUUCCGAGAGCUGGAUGCCCUGUUGUGAAUCUUCGACAAACUCUGGAUGAUUUGACUCGUAAUGGGUUCUCAGUGUGCAUAGUGGAGGAAGUCCAGGGUCCAACACAAGCUCGUUCUCGUAAAGACCGCUUUAUAUCUGGGCAUGCUCAUCCAGGUAGUCCUUAUGUAUAUGGACUUGUUGCAGUUGACCAUGAUCUUGACUUUCCAGAGCCAAUGCCUGUUGUUGGAAUAUCUCGCUCAGCAAGGGGUUAUUGCAUAACUUCGGUCUUUGAGACACUGAAGACAUAUUCUUCAGAGGAUGGUCUGACUGAAGAGGCCUUGGUUACUAAACUUCGCACUUGUCGCGACCACCAUCUAUUUCUUCAUAAAUCGUUGAAAAACAAUUCCUCAGGGACUUGCCGCUGGGGAGAGUUUGGGGAGGGUGGCCUCCUAUGGGGCGAAUGCAGUGCUAGACAUUUUGAAUGGAUUGAAGGAGAUCCAGUCACUGAGCUCUUGUUUAAGGUCAAGGAACUUUAUGGUCUUGAAGAGGCGGUUACAUUUAGAAAUGUUACAGUGUCUUCAGAAAAUAGACCACGUUCGUUGCACCUUGGGACUGCGACACAAAUAGGUGUGAUACCAACAGAAGGAAUACCUUGUUUAUUGAAAGUGUUACUUCCACCAGAUUGCAAAGGCCUACCUGUAUUGUAUAUCAGGGAUCUCCUUCUUAAUCCUCCUGCUUAUGAGAUUGCAACCAGAAUCCAAGCAACAUGCAAACUGAUGAGCCAAGUGGCAUGCUCCAUUCCUGGCUUUACUUGUGUUUCAUCUGCGAAGCUCGUGAAGCUGCUUGAACUGAGAGAGGCCAAUCAUAUCGAGUUUUGUAGGAUAAAAGAUGUGCUUGAUGAAAUAUUGCACAUGUACAGAAACUCUGAGCUUAAUGAGAUCCUGAAAUUGCUGAUGGAUCCUACAUGGGUGGCAACUGGCUUAAAGAUUGACUUUGAGACAUUAAUUGACGAAUGUGAAUGGGCGUCAGGUAGAAUUUGUGAAUUGAUCUCACUAGAAGGUGAACAUGAUCAAAAGAUAUGUUCCUCACCUAUUGUUCCCAGGGAAUUUUUUGAGGAUAUGGAAUCUUUGUGGAAAGGCCGUGUGAAGAGGAUCCAUAUAGAGGAAGAAUUUGCAGAAGCAGAGAGGGCAGCCAAGGCUUUAUCUUUAGCUGUUACUGAAGAUUUCUUACCUAUCAUUUCAAGAAUAAAGGCCACCACGGCCCCCCUUGGUGGUCCAAAAGGAGAAAUAUUAUAUGCUCGGGAACACGAAUCUGUUUGGUUUAAGGGGAGACGAUUCAUACCUUCUGUAUGGGCUGGCACCCAAGGGGAAGAACAAAUUAAACAGCUCAAACCUGCUAUAGAUUCGAAAGGUAAAAGAGUCGGAGAGGAAUGGUUCACCACCAAGAAGGUGGAGGAUGCUUUGAUCAGGUACCAUGAGGCAGGUGAGAAGGCAAAAGCGAGGGUUUGGGAGUUGUUGCGGGGACUUUCUGCGGAGUUGCAAACUAAAAUUAAUAUCCUUGUUUUUGCUUCCAUGUUGCUUGUUAUUGCGAAGGCAUUGUUUGCUCAUGUGAGUGAAGGAAGAAGAAGAAAAUGGGUUUUUCCUGCACUGACUGGGUUUGAGAAGUCCAAGGAUGUAAAAUCAUUGGAUGGAGCAAAUGGGAUGAAAUUAGUUGGUCUAUCUCCGUAUUGGUUUGAUGUAGCGGAAGGCAGCGCUGUACAUAACACAGUAGAUAUGCAAUCAUUAUUCCUUUUGACCGGACCCAAUGGGGGUGGUAAAUCUAGUUUGCUUCGGUCAAUUUGUGCGGCUGCAUUGCUUGGAAUAUGUGGAUUUAUGGUGCCUGCAGAGUCAGCUGUGAUACCUCAUCUUGAUUCUAUUAUGCUUCAUAUGAAAUCCUAUGAUAGUCCUGCAGAUGGAAAAAGUUCAUUUCAGGUAGAAAUGUCUGAGAUGCGGUCCAUUAUUACUGGAGCUUCAUCAAAAAGCCUUGUGCUUAUAGAUGAAAUAUGUCGAGGGACAGAAACAGCGAAAGGGACUUGCAUUGCUGGUAGCAUUGUCGAAACUCUUGAUAAGAUUGGUUGUCUGGGCAUCAUAUCGACUCACUUGCAUGGAAUUUUCUCUUUGCCUCUAAAAACGAAGAAUACUACACAUAAAGCAAUGGGAACAGAAUGUGUAGAUGGACAUACAAAACCAACUUGGAAGUUGAUAGAUGGCGUUUGUAGAGAAAGCCUUGCUUUUGAAACAGGCAGGAGGGAAGGACUCCCUGAAACAGUAAUUCAAAGAGCUGAAGAACUAUAUUUUUCAGUUUUCUCAAAAAAAGAGCUUUCAGGAAAAAUUGACACGAGCGUGGUAGACUUCUGUUCUGAUAUUGGUUGUAAUGGUUAUGGUUCUGAGAGUUGCCAUUCUCUACCAAGUUCGACUUUCAGGGAAGCUGGCUGUAAACUAAGUCACUCAACUAACUCCACUGAAGUGUUGCAGAAAGAAGUUGAGAAUGCCAUUGUCACCAUAUGUCAGAAGAAGCUGAUUGAGCUCUAUAAACCAACAAACACAUCGAAACUUGCAUUGGUACAGUGUGUUAUCAUUGCUGCGAGGGAGCAGCCACCUCCAUCAACAAUAGGUGCUUCAAGUGUCUACAUAAUGUUGAGACCUGACAAGAAGUUAUACGUUGGACAGACGGAUGAUCUUGAGGGAAGAAUACGAGCCCAUCGAUCCAAGGAAGGGAUGCAGAAUGCCACUUUUAUUUACUUUCUAUUGCCAGGGAAGAGCUUGGCUUGCCAAAUGGAAACACUUCUCAUCAACCAGCUCCCUGAUAAAGGCUUUCAUUUGGCCAAUGUGGCUGAUGGUAAGCAUCGACAUUUUGGCACAUCCAAUAUCUCUUUAGACACCAUGACUGUUCGUUGAUGAAUUGAUCGUUUCAUUCAUCUACGCUUUUGUACAAACUGCUUAGCUAAUCACCAGAGCGAGAAAGAGCUGGGUGUCUUUCACUUGUAUGUAAGAUAACGAAACAAUUGUAGAGAGAUGGAAAUUUAGAUACCAGUGGCUGCAGCGAUUUUGUUUUUGAUUGUCAGUUGCUCCACUUGCAGUAAUGUCAUUGACCUGGCGGAUAGGAAAUAUUUGGUUGUAUCUAUCAAGUGGCUGAUAAUGCUUCUAUAUUAGCUUAUACUUCUUGUU